Molecule: messenger RNA, 810 nt
Organism: Ilyonectria robusta
Lineage: Eukaryota; Fungi; Ascomycota; Sordariomycetes; Hypocreales; Nectriaceae
Product: alpha carbonic anhydrase
Exons: 2
Coding region: 1-810 (269 amino acids)
Molecular function (GO): zinc ion binding; carbonate dehydratase activity
Source: RefSeq, a predicted model, not a curated record
AUGAAGAUCAGCCUUUCGGUCACUUUUGCCACUCUCGCUGCUGGUGUCUCCGCUUGUGCUAGACAUGACGCAGCGUCACUGGCCAUCAGGAAGCGCCAGGAAGUGCAUCCCAAGGCCGAAUGGGCUUACGAAGCGUCUUUCAAUUGGGGACGUCUCGAUCCUGAGUACUCCCUGUGUCAGACUGGAACCCAGCAGUCACCUAUCCCUCUCAGCCUGAGUAAUGGGCUGGCACUCAAUCACCAAAUCGAAUUUAGCUAUCCCAACGAAGUGAACGGCACCUUCUUCAACUGGGGCUACGGGCCAGCCUUUACUCUUGCCCACGAGGAGAAUGUCUGGACUACCAAUCCCUCCAUCACCUACGACAAUCAGACAGUGUACCUAGCUGGAUGGCACAUCCACUCUCCGGCUGACCAUUCAGUUGGCGGUGACCGUUCCAAGGCCGAGAUGCAUUUUGUCCACGUCGACGCCGAAGGCCAUGAAAAGGCUGUACUUGCCUUUCGCCUGGAUCCCGGCAACAGGGACAACGCCUUCUUCAGCCAACUGCCUCCCUCAAUUGGAUUCAACGAGACGGAGAAGACCGAAGAGACGACACUGAACCACAAUCUCGCCUUGGAGAGUGUUCUGCAUUUCAACGAGUUUUGGACAUAUCAGGGCAGUUUGACAAGCCCGCCGUGUAGUGAGGGUAUUCGCUGGUUUGUCGCUCGACAGAUCUUGUUCACCGGAGUUCAGCAGAUGAGAGACAUCUUGGGGGCUAGCACAUACAGCGCUCGAGCUGAGCAGGAGGUUUGGCUGCAUCGGAUUAAUGAGUAG